AUGUCUGAGAGAAAAGCAGUGAUCAAGAAUGCUGACAUGUCUGAAGACAUGCAGCAGGAUGCUGUCGAUUGUGCAACACAAGCCUUAGAAAAGUACAAUAUUGAAAAAGAUAUUGCCGCAUAUAUCAAGAAAGAGUUUGACAAGAAGUACAACCCAACAUGGCACUGCAUCGUCGGCCGCAACUUCGGCAGCUACGUCACACAUGAAACCAAACACUUCAUUUACUUCUAUUUGGGUCAAGUUGCCAUCUUGCUCUUCAAAUCUGGAUAG
Molecule: messenger RNA, 270 nt
Organism: Candidula unifasciata
Lineage: Eukaryota; Metazoa; Mollusca; Gastropoda; Stylommatophora; Geomitridae
Source: the annotation of a GenBank genome assembly